AGUCUACAGGCUCGUCAAGCAGAGAAAUAAACAGACUCGAGCUCUGAGGAGAGAGGACGUCCUCCCUCCCCCCUCCCUCCCCCUCCCUCUCUCUCGCGUGCUAUCCAUCCAUUCUCAUCCAGCCGGGUCUUUCCAUGGAGAGGAAUUAUCCCGCAGCAGGAUUUGGAGACCUCGGGGCUGGGACGGGAUGGACUUACGACAGAUCGGCCAAGGCGAGCCUCAUGUAUGGGAGCUCCAGGUCAUCCCACCCAGACCCAGAACUUUUCCACCGACAGGCCUACGCCGCCCCUCACCCCUUUCAAGGCUAUGCAACCAACCACCACCCAGGGAGCUCAAUGCAGGGUGGAAGCUGGAGCACUCCUGGAUGCACACUCAGUCUGUCAGGGCUAUUUGACACCAGUCUCCACCAUGCAAGCCCCUCAGGUCCCGACUCCUCUGUCAUGAAUCUAAUUUCAGCUCUGGAGUCUCGGGGUCCACAGCCAACACCCUCUGCUUCCUCCCUCCUUUCGCAGUUUCGGACUCCAUCAUGGCAGACUGCCAUGCAUACACCAGCCCCUGCGGAACUCUUUAUUUCAAGGGCACUCCCAGGUUCUGGAUCCUUCCCUGCCUCCUCAUCCAUCUCUGCAUACCAACAUCCUGGCUCCUUUUCUGGACGGUCAUUCAAUCACUCUCUGUCCUUACAUGAUGCCCACACAUUUAGCCCAACUGCUAAUGGUUUGCUAUCCCCACAUGAUCCUCUGCUGCCCAUUAAAGCACCAUCUCAGACCACCUUAGGCUUUGACCGCUUGCUGUCUUCUCAGAGUGCCACAUACAGGGGCUCCCAGGAGUCCCCAGCCCCUCCUCAAACCCAAGGUCCUCCUACCUCCUCCAGUUGCCACCUGCCCCUGCCUCAGUUCAACUUGUUGUCCUCCCAGCUUCAUAACCAAUCAUCUCAGCUAUAUAAUGCCUCCAUGUUCUCCUCCACCCCAGGCAUGCCACCUGCAACACACCACCAACUACAACUUACUCCAGAGAGGGCAGUUUCCCGACAGGACAGUGUGAUCAAGCAUUACCAAAGUUCAUCCCCAGCUCAUUCCUCAGCCCUACAGCAGUUUGCCAGCUAUGGUGAAUUGUCUGGCUAUCAGCAGAUAGUCAGUCACCACCACCAAGCUGGAAUGUCCUGCAGUCCCUUGGGAGAACAAAGUCCACCCACUGACCUUAAACCAUCACUGCAAAUGGAAUCCCAAACAUAUCAACCAAUUAUUCAAACUGCCUAUGCACCCUCCUCCUCCUGUUCCUCAGCAUCCUCUUCUUCUGCCACAAAAGGACCAAAGAGUUCCACCAGCUCCACAAGUGGCUACUCCUCGUCUAGCUCAGUAUCUUCCUCUUCUCGUGUCCCGCAUACACCCCCAUCAGCCUUAUCCACAUCCUCUAGUUCCAAGACAAGCAGCGGUUCUUUGCCUGCUACGCCUUUUCAGCAGCCACCACCUCACUCAGCCCCAGCACCACCUCCUCUGGCAGUGGCGUCAUCUAGCUGUGUCCAACAACCUGCUGCCAAACAAUGCCAGUCUAACUAUGGUUCUCAGUCUGUGGCCAAUUCUAGCAGUGGCCUAUCAGACCAGACACCUCCCCAGCCCCAUGAUCAGUCUUAUUCUCCCGGUAUUCCUUCAUCUUCACACAUGACCCAGCCCUUCAUAGGAUUCAGUUCACCUCAAGCCAAGGACUUAAAUUCUGGAGCUGGCCUUACUGGGGUGAAAGCUUACACUAGUAUAGGUGCAGGAGGGCACUCCUUCUCUGCAGAAAUAGUAUUUGAGGACUCAAGUUUUGACUCGGCUUCUCUCAGAAAAGAAAGCAGUCCAUGCUUACGGUAUGGGUCUGAAUCAGCAAGGAGUGGACCCAUAUCAGGAGCAGCAACACAUGAAAAUGAAGUUCUAUCUGUAGGAUCGGAAAGCAAGAAUGUUGGUGGUAAUGAAAACACUAACUCUUACCACCUGCCCGAGUCAAAUACAUCACCUUCUCUCAAUUCUACUCUCAAUCAUUCGUCAUUGCAGUCUUCAUCUACUGUUCAUCCUGCACAGUCCCCUGGAAGCUCAGGGACCACAAAAUAUAUGUCCUCUAUACUAUCUCCUGCAUUCCUGCCUUCACCACAAACUUUCCCUGAUACAAGACAGUCUCAAACCGAGUCCUAUCACUCAACAGCAACCAAGCCAAAAACAGAGAAAAGCUUGGUGGCAGCUGAAUGCUCUCAACAUGAGGAAGAAGUUGCUGAUGAAUUCUUAAUCCAACACUUACUACACACACAGACCUCAAACCCUCAGAUUUCUCAGCACCAGUCACAUUCCCAACAACUACCCCAAUCUUUCUCACAGGCUAAGGAUGAGGAAGACAAAGCAAUAACUUAUGAUAUUAACAGGCUUUCAGAUGAGCGAUACCACACCCAUAGUGUCAUUUGUACCACUACUUCCACCAACACUUCUGGUCCUACAACAGCACUUAGUGAAACAAGUGGCCUAAAUAGACAAUUAGAAAUGUCUCAGAAAAAACAACAAACCGAGUCAGAGUUGGUCUCUACUGAAGGAGUGCAUGUGGUUUCUGAAUCCCUUUCACAUUCCCAUAAUACCAAGUCUCACCAACAGCAGCACAAGUCUUUGGGCUCGAGUGUCCAUUAUGGAAGAGGAGACCCUUAUACACAGCACCCCCACUCCCAAUAUCCACAUCACACCUCACACAUGUCCUCACAUUCUCAGCCAUGCACACAACAAAUUUCUCAGCACGCCCGACACACUCAACAUUCACAACACUCUCAACAUCUUCAUCAGGUUUCCCACUCACACAGCCACUCCCACAUGGAGCUAAAGAAACUUUCAAACACAAAUGACAGAGGCUAUUUGUGUAAUACUCCAGACGUACAGCAGGCUCAGCAAAGCCAGGGAAGCCUCUCUUUGAUGGAUUCAUCACCAGAGCUCCCUCAGUCAACGCACAUGCUACAGACUGUGCUUUCUCACACCACUCACACAAAGAUGGACCCUCAGCAAGUAUUAACCCAGCACCAGCAGCAGCAGCAACAACAUCACUCUUUGAGUCAGCAGAGCAUGAUGAGAGGUGGAGUGGAAUCCCAUUCACAAAUCCAGUCUUCUGAAUUGCAGCUCAAGCUCCAAAACCAUUGUGUAGACACCCACUACAGUCUUGCAUCCCGAACAAGAGAUCAAAUUCAAGGCAGUCAAAACUCAUUGUCUCCUCUGGACAUGCUAGAGCAAUCUGUUUCCCAAGGAAGUGGCUUAGACAGUAGUGGACCACUGGACAGAAUUAGAGUUGGUGUGACUGUUCCAGUAGGGGGGGACAAUGGUGGAAACAGACACAGACAGCAGCAUAGACUUACAUCUCACCAUCAUUCCCAACAGAAAGCUUCAGAUCUUCAAAAUUUUCUUUCUGAACCAGAUUUGGGUGUAUCAGCACCUUCACACCUUCACCACCUCAGUCAGCCUCCAACCCACACACACUCCCACAUGCUGCAUGAACAACACACACACAAUCACCAUCAGGCACAGUUAUCUCAUCCACAUCCGCACCAGUUCUUAUCCAAUAUGGAGACUCCCCAACAACAGCAUCAAAGCCAAACUAGAGAUAAUGAAACACAACACAUAAUUUCACAGCUGAACUCGCACAAAAUGCACGAGUUUGACACAAUGAGCCCAGUCGAUAAAAUAAGACAGAUUCAAGCUCAGCAACAAUUCCCACCUGUAA
Messenger RNA from Nematolebias whitei (Rio pearlfish), 3723 nucleotides. Its product is annotated as proline-rich protein 12. NCBI's taxonomy places the organism in Eukaryota, Metazoa, Chordata, Actinopteri, Cyprinodontiformes, Rivulidae. The record is from RefSeq and is a predicted model, not a curated record.